Messenger RNA from Stomoxys calcitrans (stable fly), 2688 nucleotides. RefSeq lists its product as uncharacterized. The coding region runs from base 122 to 2374 and encodes 750 amino acids. The transcript is spliced from 6 exons. Gene Ontology annotation, cellular component: centriole; centrosome. Gene Ontology annotation, biological process: mitotic cytokinetic process; centrosome separation; regulation of cilium assembly. The record is from RefSeq and is a predicted model, not a curated record. Lineage: Eukaryota; Metazoa; Arthropoda; Insecta; Diptera; Muscidae.
CAGAUGCAGCUGCAGAUGUUGCGCUUGAUUUGAAAAAGUUGUUUAUUCUCAAAUUUUAGAAAAAGAAUUUGUGAAAAAUAAUGUGAAAGUACGUGUAAAAUAAAAUUUUCAACAAGUGGUGAUGAGUGAUUCGGAUGACACUGACAUUUUGUUGCUGAUACCACCGAACUAUUAUCUGGCGGACGUAGAAGAGAAACUAUUGCGAGAGGAUUUAUUGGCUUUACAGAGAAGGCAGUUUUCGAGUUUGCAGGAGUUGGGUGUCGUAGAGCGGCCAUAUAAUUCAAGAAUAUCAAGGAGAGAUUUAUCGAGAGAUUUUCAGGCAAUGGAUUUGGCGAAUGACGAUGCUUUGGCUAUGCCACCUCCUACAUCGGUUUACCAAUUUCUACCUCCCACUAGGAAGACAGAGCUCAAUAAUAUAAACGCAAAACUACAUAAUCUGGAGCGGGAUGAAAUGAUGUAUGCAGAUAAUCCCUCUGAUAUUUCUAGUAUAUCGACCCAUACAGUAAAAACUCAAUUUGGACCUUCCAAACAAAAUCGGGAAAUGGUUGGAAUGGUUCACUCCACACCAAAAUGUAUGGACAUUCCAUACAAACAUAAUCCCUCUGCCAAGAGGACUAAUGAUGUUCCAGGGGGCAAGGACGAUGGCGUUUUAUCGGAGAUUGACAAUUUCCUGUUCAAUGACCGUGUACCCCCGACAAAUAACACAAACUAUUGGCAACAACGACAUAGUAGUGAUGAUUAUCACCAACCCGAAUCUCACAAACACUUGGUACAUUAUUUGGAAGAACCACAGCAAGCAACUCAAACGAAAUCUUUGCCAACAUCAAUGCAUAUCCCAACAGAAAAAUCACAACAUCAUUCAUCUGAUUAUUAUCAGAUGUCCAAAGCAGCUGCUGAUACAAAUCUCAUAAGUUUAAGUGAAAUCUGGGGAAAAGGUGGUCAAUCGACUGCCAUAGCAACAUCGUCGCAAACUAAUUUAAAAGAGGAACAGCUGAGAAGGCAACAUUUGGAAAAAACUGUUAGGCAGCUGCAAUCACGUUUAUUGGAGUAUCAACAACGAUUGUCGGUAGCCAUAGAAGUCGAUCGUACGAAAGAUAAUGCUUUAAACACAGCUCAAAUAGAAAACAAAAGCCUAAGUCAAGAUUUGCAACAAGCCAGACAAAAUCUUCAGUCUUAUGAAAUACAGCGCAAGCAAUAUGAUGAAAAAUUGGAAUCCCUACAAAAGGAAUUAGCCCAAGCGGUGAGUUUGGCAACAAAGUUUCAGGAAAAGAACGAAAAGUUGGAAACGGAAUUGUCUAACUACUCAAGGAGAACAAAUGAAUCAUGUAAUCAAUACAAACAGAAAAUGGAAGAGUUGGAGAUAAAAGCUCAUGCAUGCAAAAGAUCCGAAGAGAUGGCCAUAAACGAACUACAAAAACUAAAGGAUAAAUAUGCCAAGUCCGAACAUUUAUACGAGAAGGCUAAGCUACGAUGUGAUGAACUGGAGAAGGAAAAUUCCACAUUAAGGCAUCAAAAGGAAAUGCUGCAAGAGUAUCACCAAAAGCAAAAGUCACGAGCUGAUAGUUUAGACACACAACGGAAAUCGCUGCAAGAAUCACUGGCUCAUUUAACAGAGAAUGAGUGCACAUUGAAAAAGAAACUGGACAUACAACAAAAGUCACUGAAAGCCCAUUAUCAACAGCAGCUGGAACAUGUAGUUGGUCAAAAGCUCAAAGAAUUUCAAGAGCAGUUGGAUAGGACCGAAGAAAGCCUUAAGGCCGAAGCACGAGAACGUGAACGUUUAAUAGCGGAACGUGCCGUAAAGCAACUAGAAUUAAUAAAUGAGAAAAAUGAAUUGGAAUUGAAUUUGUUGCAAGAAAAACAAAAGGAAGAAGUUGAACUAUAUCGCAUUCAGUUGGCGAAUGCCUCAAAGAAAAUUGAAGAUUUAGAACAAAAACUCAGUUUGUAUAAAUCGAAAAGAGCGGAUAUUGCUGAAAAAUUACACAACGUAAUGGAAACACAAUGGCAAAAAGCUUUGGAAAUAUUGACUUCACCGAAUCUAACACGACUAACGCAGCUGGAUACCACUGAUAAUGAAUCACCGGAUAGCAAUGAAACACACAAUAAAGGAAUGCUGCAAAAUAACAAUCAAUACGAUACCCCGAAGACAAGUAAAAAGGAAAAUAAUCUUAAUGUACAAGCUCAAAAGCCAGUAUCACCACCCAACGAUAAGUUGCAGGCCUAUAUUGAAUUGCUGCUCUCAAAGUCACCCAGUGAUUUUGAUAAACUUGAUGAAAUUUUAUCCUUGACAUCGAGGUCUAAACAAAUAAAAGAAAAGUUAGAAAAAACUGCCAAACGCCAUUGCCAUGCACGCCAGCCGCCAUGGAAAUCAUGAUAAACAAAGUGCACCAUUGUCACUAUUGUUCAGUUCAUUGUUAUAAGAUAUUGUCCAAAGCUGCUGGCAAAUAUUUUGCUAACUUUGGCAAAUUAAAGUUAGAUAUUCUCAAAUGUAAGUGUUGUUUAUACACAUAUAUUGUAUAAAUAUGCCUUUGUUUUAUUCGUGUAAGUUUUACAUACUAUAGAGUUAUUGUAAAGUGUUACCAAAAGUAAGAUUUAUAGACUCGAUAAGAUACAAACAUUCGAUUAUGGUGGAGAAUGAAACGAACGAAUAAAAAUAUUCGCCAAAAAGAAAGUGCAUUUGCUUCACAA